AAUGGGUACCCAUGUUUGGGCCCAUGGUCGUCUCAGCGUCGCUGACCAGUAAAAGAAAUAUAUCUUCCUUCUCCCAUAGCCGCCUACAGAGCAGGAGCUCAUGGCGAUGCAGAUGUCGCCAUAGCCGCCUACAGAGCAGGAGCUCAUGGCGAUGCAGAUGUCGGCCGCCGGAGGUGUUGAAGUCGAGUUUUUGUCAGAUCCCGUCGACAGAUUUCCACUGCGAGAUCUCGCUGCCGCACAGCCCUUGGUUGCUUACGAGACGUACAAAUCCAUGGAGUGUGAGCCUGCUGAGUCCAGCAUUGGUGAUGUGGGAGACGCUCCGGUCAACAGUAAUUGCAAUGCGAUUGCCUUGUCUGCAGCAGCAUCUGAGCAUUCUACGGGCAAAGACACCCCUGAAGCCCCAGGCUGGAGGAAGAGAAUGCGAGUCGGAAGUUCAUCUAGCGAGCGCCACCCAUGCGCUGAUAGGAUGAGUGCUUUGGAAGCAACACUAAGAAGCUAUGCAGAGAAAAAAAUGACACUGUCGUAG
This is a messenger RNA of Triticum aestivum (bread wheat), 526 nucleotides long. RefSeq lists its product as uncharacterized. The record is from RefSeq and is a predicted model, not a curated record. Bases 146 to 526 code for a protein of 126 amino acids. Lineage: Eukaryota; Viridiplantae; Streptophyta; Magnoliopsida; Poales; Poaceae. The transcript is spliced from 3 exons.